Molecule: messenger RNA, 1674 nt
Organism: Penicillium atrosanguineum
Lineage: Eukaryota; Fungi; Ascomycota; Eurotiomycetes; Eurotiales; Aspergillaceae
Exons: 4
Coding region: 1-1674 (557 amino acids)
Biological process (GO): transmembrane transport
Molecular function (GO): transmembrane transporter activity
Source: RefSeq, a predicted model, not a curated record
AUGACUCCAGAAACUCCCAGCCUUAAAGCUCACCCAAGCGGGUUCUCCAUGGAGAAUUCUGAUCUCCACGAUCAAACCCAACGCCUCUCCUUCCCCAAUCUAAUCGCAGCCUAUCUCUGCCUCUGCGCCUGCUAUUUCAUAUCCUAUCUUGACAUGAAUUCAACUACAACAGCUCUCCCAACUAUCUCAACAGCCCUUUCAGCAGGAACGACAAUCACAUGGGCGGGCACUGCCUUUCUACUCGGACAGACAGUCUUCCAACCACUAUAUGGCCGCAUAUCUGACAUCGCUGGACGCAAACCCGUACUACUCGCAUCUGUGGGAUGUAUCUUCUUGGGCGAUCUUCUUUCCGGCUGGGCGCGGAGCGCUCUUUGGCUAUAUAUCACGCGUGCACUUAGUGGAAUUGGGGCCGGUGGGAUUAGUUCGUUGGUUGCCAUUAUUGUUAGUGAUCUGGUUAGCUUGAAGGAGCGUGGGAAGUAUCAGGGUAUGGUGAGUAUUGCUAUUGGUUUAGGUGCCCUAACAGGGCCAUUUGUUGCUGCCAGUCUUGUACAGAGGGGUGAGGAUGGUUGGAGGUGGGUGUUUUGGGUUCCCUCCAUUCUUGCUUUGGUGUGUGCGGUGGUGCUCGUGUUUCUUUUGCCUUUGAAGCCAGUGGUUGGUAGCUGGCGGGAAAAGGUGAAGAAGAUUGAUUGGUUUGGAGUUGGUGCUUCUGUUACGGGGAUUAUUCUGCUGCUGAUUCCAAUUAACUCCGGUGGGAGUAUAUGGUCUUGGCACAGUUCUUUGAUUAUUGCGCUACUCACCCUUGGGGGCGUAUUUAUUGUUCUAUUUGUCUUCAACGAGGGUCUACUUGCAAAGAUCCCACUCAUGCCAUUACGCCUAUUCCGAAAGCGGUCUCUAACCAUUAUGUUGAUCUCUGGUGCACUCCACGACUAUGUCUGGCAGGCAACACAGUAUUUCAUGCCGCUGUACUUUCAAAAAAUUCGUGGUUAUUCCCCUCUGGAGAGUGCCACCUUGAUUUUACCAUACGUGUUGGCGCAAAGUCUUGCUGGUGCCGCGUCGGGGCCUUUGAUGAGUCGAUUUGCGAGGUAUUCACCAGUUCUGCGUGCAGGAUUUCUUCUUUGGACACUCGCAGCAGGUCUCCAUCUACUAUUCACCCAACAUACUCACGUCGCAAUCUAUGUUGUGGUCCUUGCAAUUGAAGGUGUUGGAGUCGGCUUCGUUCAUCAACCGGGACUUGUAGCCGUGCAAGCUCUCUCCAGACCAGAGGAUCGUGCAGUUGCGACUUCCACUCGAAAUUUGUUACGGUCUCUGGGAUCUGUCUUCGGCGUUGCCAUUUCAACUGCGGUACAGAACACUGCUAUACAAUGGAAUUUGCGCGGUACCAUUCCUUCGGACCUUCUGUCAGAAGUUCUGGAUGGAAACUGGAGUACCAGCGACGUUAGUACCGAGGAGUACCGCUCUCAAAUUCUCGAUGCGGAAAUGAAAGGGUUUCGCGUUGUCUUUAUCAUACUCAUUCCUCUAAUGUGUCUCUGCUUUGCCGGUAAUUUCUUUGUCGUCGAUACAGUGCUCAAGGGUGAUGUGAUAGAGAAGGCCCAGGAGAAAACGCGGACUUUAGAUGGGAGGAUGGUAGAGCAUUCAAGUCAAAAUGGAUGUCCUGAUAAACAGACAGAGGUUUAA